Molecule: messenger RNA, 648 nt
Organism: Batrachochytrium dendrobatidis JAM81
Lineage: Eukaryota; Fungi; Chytridiomycota; Chytridiomycetes; Rhizophydiales
Exons: 1
Coding region: 1-648 (215 amino acids)
Source: RefSeq, a predicted model, not a curated record
AUGAAACUAUCAAUUGCCGUACUGUCAUCGAUCCUUGCUGUCUGCUCAGUCACAGUCGCCAAUCCAGUUGAUCCCAGUUCGACCACAAGCACUGAGGCUAGUACUUAUACAAUGAGUGCUGAGGCUAGCACUUCGACAGCCUCUACAAGCGGAGCUUCAGCCGGUGGAUCUGACUAUUCAAGCUCAUAUGAUGAAUUUGAAAAAUACUGUUAUUCAUUUAGUCUUGAUCAAGCGAUGUUGAUCAAAAGACUUGCAAAAGCUGAGGCUCAAUUCCCCAAACUAUCCAAGAAAACCAAUGAUAAACGUCAUCAGCAUGCUGCUCAAAAAAAAGUGGUUGAUGAGUUGCAGGAUAUACUCGAUGGCUUAUAUGGAGCUAUGCAUUGGGGGUUGGAGAUUGCCGAGCUUGCCGAGCUUGAAGCUGAACUUCUAAAACAGCGUGAAAUUCUUGAAAAAAUUGAAGAGGAGUUGAACGUAUGCUCUAUCAACUUUGCGAAUAAGAUUGACGAAGGUAACUAUUUGCAGAAGAAACUUAAAAAACAACCUUUGAUCGGAUCAUCAUCAAUUUCUGGUGAUGGCUUCCUAGACCUGAGAUCAGUUUCUGGAUAUAAUGAUUGUUAUCAUUAUUUCUACAAUCGUUUUUUGCAAUGA